This is a messenger RNA of Aspergillus clavatus NRRL 1, 1458 nucleotides long. RefSeq names its product putative phthalate transporter. The record is from RefSeq and is a predicted model, not a curated record. Gene Ontology annotation, biological process: transmembrane transport. Gene Ontology annotation, cellular component: membrane. The coding region runs from base 1 to 1458 and encodes 485 amino acids. Gene Ontology annotation, molecular function: transmembrane transporter activity. Lineage: Eukaryota; Fungi; Ascomycota; Eurotiomycetes; Eurotiales; Aspergillaceae. The transcript is spliced from 9 exons.
AUGACUACGAAGGAAGAAAUUUCGCCCGCCGCCAGCGAAAAGCCUAGCAGCGUGCAGAACAUCGAAGAUGUUGGCCAGCGUGCGCUCAACGAUGUCGACUACGACGAGGAGUAUUCGUACGAGGAGCAGCGCAAGAUCAUUCACCGUGUCGAUCGCCGGCUGGUGACGAUGACGGGUCUCGCCUACUGUAUCUCGCUGAUGGAUAGAACAAACCUGAGCAUGGCUGCCGUGGCGGGUAUGAUUCAAGAGCUGGACCUGCAUGUCGGAACCAGAUACUCUGUCAUUGCGCUCGUCUUCUUCGUCCCCUAUGUCAUCUUCCAGCCCGCCAUGACCGUUAUCACAAGAAAGUUGGGCCCCACUUUGUUCCUGGGAUCGAUUGUGAUCUCCUGGGGUGUGAUCUUGGUGGGUAUGGGUUUCACCAAGGACUGGAAGCAAUUGGCCGCCUGUCGUGUCCUGCUUGGUCUCUUGGAGGCUGGCUACUUCCCCGGUUGCGUGUACCUGCUGUCAAGUUGGUAUGUCAGAUCGAUUCUCGGUCUUCUACUUAUCGGAUGCGUUGCUUCGGCCGCGGCUGGUAUCCUCGCCUUUGGCCUGUCACACAUGAGCGGAAUUCAGGGUCUAGGAGGCUGGAGAUGGAUCUUCAUCAUGGAGGGAGUGAUCACUGGAGUCAUUGGAAUCCUGACUCUGCUCCUGCUGGUCGAUUUCCCUGACCGGGCGCACAAGUCGUGGAGAUUCCUAAGCGAGAAGGAAUGUGCUUUCAUCGUCCGUCGCAUCAACCGGGACCGCUCCGAUGCCGAUAAUGAGCCUUUCACCAUGAAGCGGUUUCUCACGCCUGCUCUGGAUCUGAAGAUCUGGGGUUUCGCUCUGAUCUUCUUCUGCACCACCUGUGUCACCUACGCCAUUGCCUAUUUCCUUCCGAUCAUCCUCCAACAAGGAAUGGGCUAUAGUGUCGGCGCCGCCCAGUGUCUCGUUGCACCGCCGUUCGCCUUCGCUGGUAUCGUGAUGGUCGGUGCCGCCUGGAUCGGUGACAAGUAUCGCAUGCGUGGCAUCAUUGUCGCCUUCAAUGCCCUCCUCUGCGUCAUUGGCCUGGCCAUCCUGGGCUUCCACAGCAACAACGGGGUCCGGUACUUCGGCGUCUUCCUUGCCACCGCGGGCGCAAAUGGCAACAUUCCUGCCUCCAUGGCAUAUCAGGCCAACAACAUCCGUGGUCAGUGGACGAGAGCCCUUUCCAGCGCGACCCUGGUCGGCAUGGGUGGUGUCGGUGGUAUCGCGAGCAGCUUGGUGUUCCGAUCGCAGGACGCGCCGCUGUACCGCCCGGGUAUCUGGACGACCAUUUUUUUGAAUGUUCUGGUCUUGUUUAUUGUGGCUGUACUGAGCUUGUGGUUCCGCAUUUGCAACAAACAGGCGGAUCAAGGCAAGCGCAUCAUCGAGGGAGCGGCGGAUUUCCGGUAUACGAUCUAA